AUGACUCCUCGGUCUGCCGCUACCGCUUCCACUUCGAUGCUCGAUACAAUCUCAAUGACCCCUCCUCAUAAGCUUCGCAAAGGUGCCACAUUUCACAACCCACCCUCUCCAGUAUCCGAUCACUUUAUCGUACCAUGUCUUCCACGCCGUUCGCAAACCUCGCUUGAGGAUGUUGUCGAGGCUCAUAAGCGUCGUGUUGCCCUGACACUCGGAGAUAUUGACCGCGGUUUGUCUGCUGUCGACCUUGGUGCACCCACCCCGACCACUCAGAAUUUCCGUGACGAUAGCCUUCCCGUUCCUCAGGGUUUCCUCAACCACACCGUUGAUACAAACCGCCGCGAGACCCGAAGCACCAUGUCGCCCAUUGCCUCGCAAUCCGACUUCAGCAUCGGCAGAGGCUCGCUGCGACCUCGUCGACACAACCGUCGCCAGUCCACCCACCACGCAUCUGACAGCGGUCUAGGAUCCUCCAUCAUGUCUGCCUCCUCUGAGAAGAGAGGCGUCGCCGCCGCCGGCGGCCUCACCUGUCCCACCGACGAGCAGGGCGCCAAAUCGACCGUUUCAGCAUCUGCAAUCACGCGCUCCGCCGCACCGCAUCGCUCAUCGCAAGACACCACGCCGCGCCUUAGCGAGCGCGCGACGAACAAGAUCCACGAGUUCAUCCUGAAACCGCUGCUCGCCACGCCGUCUUUGAAGGACUUCCACCCCAUCGUCGCGGACUGCCCGCGCAGAAUCAACGAGAAGGAGAUCGUGUGUCUGCGAGACCUCGAGAAGACACUGAUGUUCAUGGCACCUGUAAGUGAUAUCCAUAACGAUGAUGACGCCGUGAGAGCCUUCACUCACUGGUUUUCUUCGCACCUAAAGGAACACGCACGCACUGCAAAACUAUACUUGGAGUUCUGCGUCACCUCUAUCCGCUGCAUUCAGGCCACCGUCGAAUUCCUGAAUGAGAGAGAACAGACCAGACCCAACGACCGCCCAUAUACGCAAGGGUAUUUUAUUGACCUGGUCGACCAGAUUAGGAACUACGCCCAGUCUGUCCAGGCUAGCCGCGAGAAGGAGGAGGGAGAGACUGACGACAUGGAUGUCCAACCGUAUGUUUCACUGCCCCAGAUUGAAGCCACAGCCUUGUCCGUCAGCACUAUGACUCUGCGCAUAGAGUCUAGUGGUGCAAGGGCUCCUUCACGGAGGUAUAAGAAGACCACUGCUAACCACCUGCGCUCCAGAUCUGAGCAGAUCAAACUCUACGGCGGUGUUGCCAAGAAUGGCCGCCCAGCAGAGCUCGUCCGCGUGAAGAACGACGGCACAGCCGUUUCGCUCGCGACCGGAAAGCAGAUCAAGAUGGAGAGCAUCGAGGACGACGAGAAGAACAGCGUCAUGAUGAAGCGCUCGCUGAGCCAGGAGCUCGACGACGAGGAGUCCAUCAUGCGCUCGAUGGCGCGCCGCAAGCGCUCUGCCACCGCCGAGAUCCAGGCGAAGAAGUGCAGCGAGCCUGGCUGCACCAAAGAGUUCAAGCGAUCGUGCGACCUCACCAAGCACGAGAAGACUCACAGCCGGCCCUGGAAGUGCCAGGAGCCGCUGUGCAAGUACCAUGAGUACGGAUGGCCGACGGAGAAGGAGUUGGACCGCCACGUCAACGACAAGCACUCAGCGUCGCCGCGCCUCUUCAAGUGCCAGUUCCCACCGUGCCCGUACCAGUCAAAGCGCGAGUCGAACUGCAAGCAGCACAUGGAGAAGAGCCACAACUGGGUGUACGUGCGCUCCAAGAACAACGGGAAGAACCGUGACCAGGCGACGCCGGCCCAGCAGCAGAAUGCGCUGCCCACGCCGCAGACGACCACCAUCCGCACUCCAGACUCGGAGGCUCAGCUCUCGUCUCCGGAUGAGAUGAACUGGGAGAUGGACGCUGGAGUUGACGCCAACGGCUUUAACAACGACUUCAACCGCUCUCCACUUGACUUCCCCACCUACCCCUCCGACUUCGCCUACAACAACGCUGAGCAAACCCUACACAACAACAACUACACACUCUCCCCCGUUGACUCGCACCUCAAUUCGCUCCCCUCUUCCAACACAUCACCCUACGUCGACACCUCAGACCUCUUCCUCGACGACGUUGCCGCAAAUUUCGGCUCCGCCUUCGCUCCGUCCGGGAAUGACUUCACACUUUACGAGGAUCUCUACUCCGCCCGUGUCGACGUCCCGCACCAGCUCCCCACACCCGACCCAGCCAUCUUCCAACGUGCAUACGAUCCGUCGUACGGCUGCGUUGAGACCGUCACCCCCGCCCGCGCGCAGGGAGUGCAGCAUCUCAGCCCAGUAGGACAGGGGAACACAAUGCUCUACACCCCGGACUCGUCGUGCGAGACCUUCGAGGCGCUGAUGCCCGGUCGUCAGCACGCCGAUACCCACAACAACAACAACAUGGGCGCGCAGUUCUCGGACUUCCAGCUCUUUGGAUCCGGUGCGCCGCAGGGACAGGGUGCGCUUUUCGGCGAGGUCGCGCCGCUGGGGGGACACCAGCAUGAGGGGGGGAAUACUGCGUCGCAGGAGAUCUUUAUGGCCUUCUAUGGAGCGGGGGGUGCUGGGGCGGCGGAGUGGGGUGGGGAUGAGGGGUUUGAUGGAAAAUGGGGUGGCUUGUGAGAGAGCCUGUUUGCCUUUUCUCCUCGAGGAGGAAAGGUGAAGUGGAGAGUGAGAAGGAAGGAAGGAGGGGGGUGAUUAGAUCUCUGUGCUAUUACGACGUCGCAUCUCCUCUUUUUUCUCUCUCGUUAUCUCAUCUUGUUUGGGAUGUUAUACGUUUGUUGUUACUUGUUUACGAUGGAUGCUGAGGGAGCGCAUUUUUUUUAUGAUGUUAUGAUAUGAAUUGGAGGGAAGGGUUUACCCAAUAUUCCGAGGGAAGUUGGGUGGAGGAAGUGGGAAAUGGGACGAAAAAGACACCGCUGGCUAGAGAGCGGCGGUGCGUGUAAUGGACGCUGCUGAUGACGAACCGAACCGAACUGAGGGAAAGAGGCGUGUGCGCGGGGGAUGCAUUAGAUAGAACUAUCCGUUGUUGUUUGUUCUUUCUUUCUUUCCUUGCCGCUUUAGGAUAGCUAGCAUUUUGUUUGUUUUCCUUUGAUCAAUCAUCUCGACGGUGGCUCCGGGGAUGUGGGAUGUGGACUCUUUCGGGUGGGAUUCAUACAGCAGAUUUGGAUGGGGGAAUGUAAGACAUACACACACACACACACAUGCUUGCUUGUCUG
Pseudogymnoascus verrucosus is the source of this 3239-nucleotide messenger RNA. RefSeq names its product copper-binding transcription factor. The record is from RefSeq and is a predicted model, not a curated record. NCBI's taxonomy places the organism in Eukaryota, Fungi, Ascomycota, Leotiomycetes, Thelebolales, Thelebolaceae. The coding region runs from base 1 to 2643 and encodes 880 amino acids. The transcript has a single exon.